Messenger RNA from Nematolebias whitei (Rio pearlfish), 1788 nucleotides. RefSeq names its product arf-GAP domain and FG repeat-containing protein 1. The coding region runs from base 138 to 1637 and encodes 499 amino acids. The record is from RefSeq and is a predicted model, not a curated record. NCBI's taxonomy places the organism in Eukaryota, Metazoa, Chordata, Actinopteri, Cyprinodontiformes, Rivulidae. The transcript has 12 exons. Gene Ontology annotation, molecular function: GTPase activator activity.
GGAGCCACUGCACCCGCCCCCUGGCUGCGGUUAUCGCGAGUCGGCAACCGUUAAAGAGCACAGCCCUUUGUUGUAGUUGUAGCUGACCUUUGGACUUCUCCUCGGCUGUAAUUAUUUGCACUGUGUGUCCUUUCACCAUGGCGGCGAGCGCAAAACGAAAACAAGAGGAGAAACACCUGAAGAUGCUGAGGGAAAUGACGAGUUUGCCUCCCAACAGAAAGUGCUUUGACUGCGAUCAGCGCGGCCCAACCUAUGCCAACAUGACUGUGGGCUCGUUCGUGUGCACCUCCUGCUCCGGCAUCCUACGAGGACUGAAUCCGCCCCACAGAGUCAAGUCCAUCUCCAUGACGACCUUUAUGCAACAGGAAAUCGAGUUCUUACAGAAACAUGGCAAUGAGGUAUGUAAACAGAUUUGGCUUAGUCUUUAUGAUGACAGAACCUCAUCAGUACCAGACUUCAGAGAACCACAAAAGGUCAAAGAGUUCCUUCAAGACAAAUAUGAGAAGAAGCGAUGGUAUGUACCUCCUGAACAAGCCAAGGUAGUGGCAUCAGUCCAUGCAUCCAUCUCUGGCUCCUCAAACAGCAGCACUAACAGCACCCCAGAGGUUAGACCCCUCAAAACCCUGCUGGGGGACUCUGCCCCGACACUGCACCUCAGCAAGAGUACCCCACCAAAUCAGUCUCCAGUUGUCAGCCGUGGACAAACCCAUCCGCAGCAAUUCCACGACAAGAAGUUCGACCUCCUCAGUGACUUGGGUGGAGACAUCUUUGCCGCCCCGCCUUCCAAUGUGAACGCAGCUGCCGGCUCCACUUUUGCUAACUUUGCACAUUUCAACAGCCACACAAUGCCACAGAACACCAGUGCAGGGGCAGACUUUGCUCAUUUUGAUGCAUUUGGGAAUGGUUCUGAGUCGACGGGUGGUUUCCCCUCUUCACCCCAAGCUGCAUUUCAGCCCCCAAAUACAGGAGGAGCUGUUCCUGCUGGGGUGAGCGCUGCAGCAGCAGGAGGAGUUUCUGGUUUGGUUCAGAAGCAGCCAGCAGGUACAGGAGGGGGAGACCGCUACGCUGCUUUAGCAGAGCUUGAUACCGUCUUCAGCUCUGCUGCUCCUGCCACCAGUGUUUACAACACCUCCAGCACCUCAAAGGGCGGUGUGUUUGGAUCAGAGACGGUGGCGUCAGCAGCACAAGCACAUCAAGCCAUGCCCGGUGGCGUUCAGGGUUUUGGAGUACCACCAUCAACUAAUCCAUUUGUAGCUGCUGGCCCUGUUGCCCCUCCCACCAACCCAUUCCAGUGUAAUGGCAGAGCACCACAUGUGGCGGCGGCAGCAGCAUCUUUUGGCACAGGCUCCAUGAGUAUGCCAGCUGGAUUUGGGAACGCUGCAGCCUACAAUCUCCCCACCAGCUUUAGUGGAACAUUCCAGCCAGCUUUUCCUGGCCAGGCUCCUUUCCCUCAGCCUCCUGCAUAUCCUCAACAACUUAACGGAGGAGGAUUUCCAGCCUUCGGUCAGGCCAAGCCUGUUGUGGCUCCGUUUGGACAGGCUGUGACAGCCCCAGUGGUCCCUUGCAACCCCUUUCUGGGUUCAGGUCCACCUCCACAGUAUCCAGCCGGAGGCUCCUCAACAAACCCCUUCUUAUAGCGAGCCAUCUUGUCAGCUGCCCUACAGGGUCAACGCCUGGCGCACUUGCACCUAUUGCACUGUUUUGUUUCACAAGUAGCUUUAAAAAAACACAAUGUUUGUAAGAAUUUGUAUUUUCUAUCGCGGUUUGUCACAAACAGAACAAUGUGCG